Molecule: messenger RNA, 1273 nt
Organism: Drosophila obscura
Lineage: Eukaryota; Metazoa; Arthropoda; Insecta; Diptera; Drosophilidae
Gene: SelR
Product: methionine-R-sulfoxide reductase B1
Exons: 4
Coding region: 129-809 (226 amino acids)
Biological process (GO): response to oxidative stress; protein repair
Cellular component (GO): cytoplasm
Molecular function (GO): peptide-methionine (R)-S-oxide reductase activity
Source: RefSeq, a predicted model, not a curated record
UCGAACGAACGGUGAUUAAAUAACAAGCCAGUGCCAAGUGCAGCAAAAAGCAGGCACCGUUAGUCGCCGUCUCCACCUCCACCUUCUGAUUGUCACUUUACUUUAAAUUUUCGACUGAAAAGUUAAAAAUGUUUUCACUUUCUCGCCACGCACUGGGGCACACACGAAAUUUCGCACUUAUUGCAGCUGCCAGGUGGAGACAACCCAAUCCAUUAGUCGGAGUGGUCGCUGCAGCUGCAGUGCCCAUCGCACGCUGCUUUGCAGACAGCGACGAGGGUAAGACGACGAAUCCCAGUAAAGCCAACAACAUGGAGAAUAAAAGCGAAAAGGUUACCGUGAACAAAGAGGAGCUGCGCAAACGCCUAACACCACUGCAGUAUCAGGUUACCCAGGAGGCAGGCACUGAGCGGCCCUACACAGGUUGCUACAACAAGCACUACGAGAAGGGUGUGUAUCAGUGCAUUGUGUGUCAUCAGGAUCUGUUUAGCUCGGACACGAAAUACGAUUCGGGCUGCGGCUGGCCGGCGUUCAAUGAUGUCCUCGACAAGGGCAAGGUAACCCUGCAUCGGGAUGCCAGCAUACCAGGGGGCAAUAUUUUACUACUAAUUGCACAUCCAGAACGCAUACGCACCGAGGUACGCUGCGCCCGCUGCAACGCUCACAUGGGACACGUAUUCGAGGAUGGACCCAAGCCAACGCGCAAGCGCUACUGCAUCAAUUCGGCGUCCAUCGAAUUUGUGACGGCGGAUCCCACAGCGACAGGAGCGGCGGCAACCGUGGCCACGCCCACGCCCAUUGCACAGCAGUAAAUUGGGAGGCGGGCGAGGAAGGAGAGAUUGGCCAAAACAAUCAACGAAACGAAUCAAAAAAAAAAUGGUGUGACCGAGUUACCAAGAGCCUGUGCGAAAGGAGUCGAAACGAAACUACUCUAAGUUGUUGCUGUUAAGACGUUUUUUUUACAUGUAUUUUCUAACUAUUUCCGCAAGUGUGGCCAAUUUUAGCUCGUAGUCCAGUCCAGUCAUUCGAAUGUCCGUCUGGGAAACAGUUUGUCCAACGGCAGCUGUCCGUCAUAUGUAUUGUGUGUUUGUAGGCGUUAAAUAUUUCCUGGGAAAUCCUCCGAGUGUUUUGUGUAAAUAGCUAACGUUUUUUCAUAAUUAAUUUGUUUGUUAUACAUACAGUACCGAUUACCCGAACCACCACCCCUGUACAACAUUUGAAACACAUUACUAAUUUUAAAGUGAGCGCGCUAAAUAAACGUGUAUUUUUUACAAUA